GCUUUGGCUUCCGUAAGUCGAAACGCCGCCGCGGCAGGCGCUCGCUGUCCUCUGCGCCUGCGUUGUGGCGGCGGCCUGUCUGUGUCGACGAAGGGAGCGCAUGAGCGGCAGGUGGCUGAGCUGGAAGGGUCUCCUCUCCUCUAAGGGGGUCGUAGCAAAGGGAGGAUGGCUGGCGGCCUGCGCUCCCUCGCGACGCUGGCGGGAGUCGAGAGCAGCGAGAGCGACGAUGAUGGCUGGGAAAUUGGGUUCGUGCCGGAAGCGCUGCCGCAGAAGCAGCAUUUGGAUGAUCCUCAAGGUGACAAAGAUGAGGCUUUUAAAAAAGCAUUAACUAAUGGAAACUUGCUUAUUGUUGAAGAACUGCUGAACUCGGGUGUAAGUGUAGAAACUAUGUUUAAGUUUGGAUGGACUGCCCUGAUGUAUGCUGCAAGUGUUGUGAAUGUGGAACUCAUGCGUAUCCUUUUGGACAGAGGUGCAAAUGCAAGCUUUGACAAAGACCAGUAUACGGUGUUAAUGGCUGCGUGUACUGCCCAUGCUUCAGAAGAGCAGAUUUUGAAGAGUGUAGAAUUGCUCCUCUCAAGGAACGCUAAUCCUAAUGCUGCAUGCAAGAAAAAAAUGACUCCACUGAUGUAUGCAGCCCGUGAAGGCCACCCUCAGCUUGUUUCUGUUCUUGCUGCUCAUGGCUCACAGAUAAACGUCCAGGAUGAAAACGGUUACACUGCAUUAACAUGGGCAGCUCGCCAAGGACACAAAAAAGUAGUUUUCAAGUUGCUUGAACUUGGAGCUGAUAAAUCAAUACAGACAAAAGAUGGACAGACACCAGGAGAGAUUGCAAAGAACAACAAGCAUCCAGAGCUUUUUAGCUUACUUUCUUUGACUGCAACUCCUUUCCAAAGAAGGUUCCAGAGCCUGACUAAAGAAGAAGCUUUGCAUACACUUUUGAAAACAGUCCCUGAUGCAGUUACGGGCCAUAAAAUCAGUUCUUAUGCAGCCUUUGGUGACCUGGAAGUGUUUUUACAUGGACUUGAACUAGAACACAUAACAGAACUGCUAAAGGAGAGAGAGAUAGCAUUAAGACAGCUUUUCACCAUGGAGAAAGAAGAUUUUAUACAGAUUGGGAUUAAGAAUACGAGAGAUCAACAGAAAAUCCUAGAUGCUGUUAAAGAACUACAGGUAGAAGAAAUAAAAUUGGAUGAGUUGUCUGGCGUGGUGAGCUUAGAACUCAGUGGUGAUGAGUUUUUUUCUUUUCUCGUGAAAUUAAACAGACAGUGUAUUCAUCUUACAACUUCUGUGCAGAGUGUGGUUAAUCAGUUCCCUACAGAUUCUCACAAGUUAGUUCUUGAAUGGAGUCCACCUCAAAGCCUCAUUAAAGUCUGUGAAGACCUUGUUUCCAGUGCUGAAGACCUGAGUGGAGAAGUUAACAAAUUAAGAAAGCUCAUGCAAAAGCUGCAUGAAGGACAGAAGGAAGAUCCUUGCCGAAUACAGCCGUGGAAAAAGAAAGGCAAAUGGAUGAAGAUUUUUUUUAAAAUAGCUGCCGUCACCUUGGCUGGAUCUGGAUGUGCCUUCCUUAUCAGCAUGUUCAGUUCAAGGAAGAAUGUCACUUGAAACUAACUUGUAACAUUUAAAGGCUCUUUGUUUUUGUAAAAGUACAACUUAAAUUUGCAGUACAAAAAUGGUUGGUUCAAUAGUCUAAAUUUUGUAGAGGAGUGAAAAAAUUAAGCUCAAUCCGGUGAAAUAAGUGUUUCAGUAUCUUACAGGUUUUUUUUAUAAAAUGUCUAUAUUCUAUUACAUUUUGAUAGAGUGAAUGCAUCUGCUGUAGUAAAUUACAUUUUAUAUUUGUUAUGGAAAAUAAAUGUUAGUUAUUACA
Messenger RNA from Hemicordylus capensis (graceful crag lizard), 1864 nucleotides. RefSeq names its product ankyrin repeat, SAM and basic leucine zipper domain containing 1 (gene ASZ1). NCBI's taxonomy places the organism in Eukaryota, Metazoa, Chordata, Lepidosauria, Squamata, Cordylidae. The record is from RefSeq and is a predicted model, not a curated record. Gene Ontology annotation, molecular function: protein binding. The transcript has 13 exons. Gene Ontology annotation, cellular component: pi-body. Gene Ontology annotation, biological process: piRNA processing. The coding region runs from base 166 to 1602 and encodes 478 amino acids.